Molecule: messenger RNA, 1801 nt
Organism: Puntigrus tetrazona (Sumatra barb)
Lineage: Eukaryota; Metazoa; Chordata; Actinopteri; Cypriniformes; Cyprinidae
Gene: tmprss4b
Product: transmembrane serine protease 4b
Exons: 10
Coding region: 175-1482 (435 amino acids)
Biological process (GO): proteolysis
Cellular component (GO): membrane
Molecular function (GO): serine-type endopeptidase activity; protein binding
Source: RefSeq, a predicted model, not a curated record
CUAAAAAAGUAUCUAGUGAGCUGCUAGCCAUUUGUAUGAAAGGAACCCUCUUGAGAUUCACUAGGUAGAACUACGAGAUAAUAUUAAACCAUUCUUAAUAUAUUUAGCCAUACAACCAGUAAAAUCUACAGUUUUGGCUAGAUUUCUGUCUAUCAGUUUAAUUCUCUGGUUCUCAUGGCCCUGAGGCUGAAGCGAAGGCGAGAAUUGAGCACACUGAGGACCGAGGAGAGCAGAGCACGCUGGAGGUUGACCGUUAUCACUGUGUGCUGUGUGCUAGUCAUACUAGCGACCUUGAUAGUGGGCUUGUAUUUUACCAUUAAGUUAGUGAAUAGCAAGUUUUUCUUCUGCUCUGGCUCACUGAAGUUCAUUUCAAUAGAAAAAGCAUGUGAUGGAAAGGCUAACUGCGCAGGUGGUGAGGAUGAAAUCACGUGUGUAUCUAAACUGCAGACCAAUGACACGUAUCCAGUUAGGCUGAUGGGGGACAGACUGGUCCUGCAGGUGUUUAUUAAUGAAGGUGGAUGGAGAACAGUGUGUGCUGAUAACUGGAGGACAAAGCACACGCGGUUAGCCUGUAAACAACUGGGUUAUACAGUGAGUCCACGAAGUACACGUGUCCCGGUAAAAAGUCUGCUUUUCAACCCUCAAAAUGCAUUUGCUACAGUCAGCAAUGACUCCACACACUCUGACAUUCAGAGUUUCCUCUCAGUCAGUGACAAAUGUUACUCUGGCUCAGUGGUAUCUGUUUCCUGCUCAGACUGUGGAGAGGUGGUGGGAGAGGACCGUAUUGUUGGUGGGGUGGACACCGCAAUCAAACACUGGCCGUGGCAGGUUAGUCUUCAGUGGAACUACCAGCAUGUUUGUGGAGGAGCAUUGCUUUCCAAGUACUGGAUCAUAUCAGCUGCUCACUGUUUCACAGGCCGGACACGAGACCUGAGUCAAUGGACUGUGGUGUUGGGCCAGACCGAAAUGGCAGGAUCCAGGGGUGUUGGCGUAGAGACAAUUGUUGUCCACAAUAACUACAGUCGCUUGAGUAAUGACUUUGACAUCGCCAUGCUAAAACUCACUUGGCCUGUCACUGUUGGGGAAUCGAUCGUGCCAGUUUGUUUACCCCCACACCAGCUAUCUGUGAAGGACAUGCUUGUGGUGACUGGGUGGGGAUUGCUCAAGGAGAAAGGUGAGCUGCCCUCUGUGCUGCAGAAAGCUUCGGUGCCCCUGAUCGACAGGUCAGAGUGUUCCAAGCCUUCUGUUUACGGUUCUGCCAUAACUCCCAGAAUGCUUUGUGCUGGAUUCCUCAAAGGAAACAUAGAUGCGUGUCAGGGUGACAGUGGGGGACCGCUAGUGUACCUUUCAUCUCGCUGGCAGUUAAUGGGUAUAGUGAGUUGGGGAGUUGGCUGUGCACGCGAGGGAAAACCUGGAGUAUAUACCGAUGUUAGUCAACUUCUCAACUGGAUUUACACUGUAAUGGAAGUAUAUUUCACAUAAUUUUGCACAUUAAUAUAUAAGGAAAAUAUAUUUCCAUACUAAAUGUUAUGUUUCAGAGACAUCCAUUAGAAGGUAAACCAUGGAUACGUAACUCAAUGCUUUUGUGACAGGAGGAGAAACAAAUCUCCUCAGAGUACAGAAAUCUGUGUUCUUGAAUGUAGAUGUUGUUCCAUUUUAUUGACAAAACUGUCAAGUCAUGCUUUUUAUAGACUCACUAUUAACUCACUAUUCCUGUUAGUCUACUGUAUGUUCAUUAUAAAGCUGUUUUAAUAUUUUUCUGACCAAAAACAAAGAAAAAAAUAAAAUAAUAAAGCUCUUA